This is a messenger RNA of Megachile rotundata (alfalfa leafcutting bee), 677 nucleotides long. RefSeq lists its product as uncharacterized. Lineage: Eukaryota; Metazoa; Arthropoda; Insecta; Hymenoptera; Megachilidae. Gene Ontology annotation, molecular function: odorant binding; olfactory receptor activity. The record is from RefSeq and is a predicted model, not a curated record. Gene Ontology annotation, cellular component: plasma membrane. Gene Ontology annotation, biological process: sensory perception of smell; detection of chemical stimulus involved in sensory perception of smell.
UUGAUUUCGCAAAUGAAACGCGGCCUAUUGAAAACGAUUGCGAGGAUAGUGAUUUCAGCGGCGGUCACGAUGAAGGGACAAGAGCCCCAAAUAAAAGACGUGUUAAUCCUCAACGAACGCAUCUUUCGAAUAUGCGACGCCUGGCCAUUGAACAAUUCCUACAAGAAAUUCGUGAUCUAUAUGACGUACCUCUCCGCCCACAUAGUGAUGAUGUACAUGGACCUGUACGAUGUAAUGGGCGACCUGCAACUCAUGGUGGAGAACAUACUAGACAAUGCCGUAGUUACGACAACAUAUUUUAUGCUGUUUCUAUUACGAUUCAGUAAAUUGAUCAAGACCGUUGUGACUAUGGUGAAACGAGAGCUCGCGGAGGAUGACUUUCGAAAUAAUGAUGAAAGACAACUGUACCUGUCUUAUAAUAUCAUCUCGAGUGGUUUUGGGAAAUAUGUGGUGAAGACGACGAUUUUUACUGUGGGGAUGUUGUAUGUUACGCCUAUGUUGAAAAUAUUGAAGUCGGGCUCAGGUAUUUUUUAAGCAAGUAUGUGGUAGAAUAAAGUAUAUAAGUAUAUAAAAUGUAGUUUGACGAUAUGAACUUGUUCGUGAACUAUAAUUAUAAUUAAGUUUGCUUAUACAAAGCUAUAAAAUAAAGUUUCGUAGUAUGUCCUGUACUAGCAAUG